GAAGGCGGGCGAAAUGUAGCGGAAGUCCGUGUAGCCGUGCAUGCCCUUGUGUAGCUCAGCCACGAUUUACUGAAGAAUAAAGAUAAAACCGCACAACUUAAAAAUUAUGAUCUAGUGUCGUUUCUGGAUUUGGGCACAGACAAGUCAUAAACCGAUUAUGCCACUUCAUAAAUACCCUCCCAAUAUCUGGAAUGUUUUAAAAUUGAAGCAGGGCAUUUAUGCUCGUUUACCAAAGCAUUACCUCAAGUCCUUGGAGCCAAAGGAACCUACACCUGUCCACUUCAGGCCUCUGGGUGUUGAGUACAAACUCAACCCAAAGACUGGCCAAAGAGAGAGAGUGCAGGAUGUCCCGAUCCCUGUGUACAGUCCUCCACAAUCCCAGGAUGGGCUGUGGGGCGGAGAGGGCUGGAUAUCGGGCUACAGAUAUGCAAACAAUGAUAAGAUGUCAAAUCGUUUAAAAAAGACAUGGAAACCACAACUGUUCAAACGAGAGCUUUACAGUGAAAUCCUCGAUCACAAAUUUACCAUUACAGUCACAUCCAGGACUCUGGACCUGAUUGAUGCAGCUUUUGGUUUUGACUUUUAUAUUCUCAAGACGCCAAAAGAAGACCUCAACUCCAAGCUGGGUAUGGAUUUGAAGAGGGCGAUGUUACUCCGCCUGGCACGCAAAGAUCAAGAACUUUAUCCCCAAGACUCUGUCAAGAGAGAGAGGGUGUACAAUAAGUAUAAGAAGUUUGAGAUCCCUGAAGAGGAGGCAGAGUGGGUGGGCCUGAGUCUGGAGGAAGCUGUUGAAAAACAGCGGCAGCUGGAGCACAAGGAACCUGAACCAUUAUUUAAAGCCAGUGUGGACAAACUGGUUGAGGAACUGCAUAUUCAAAAACUGUCAGAGCCACAUCUCAUAGAGAAGAAUUGAAUCAACAUGCAACAUUGUUAUGUCUGAAAGAUAAAUGUAACUGAUUGUAAUUGGAAUACUGUUUAAUUGUAAAUGCAUUGUGGUAUAUUUAAUAAAAUCUGUGUUUUUAUUUA
Molecule: messenger RNA, 1026 nt
Organism: Periophthalmus magnuspinnatus
Lineage: Eukaryota; Metazoa; Chordata; Actinopteri; Gobiiformes; Gobiidae
Gene: mrpl28
Product: mitochondrial ribosomal protein L28
Exons: 6
Coding region: 158-913 (251 amino acids)
Cellular component (GO): mitochondrial large ribosomal subunit
Molecular function (GO): structural constituent of ribosome
Source: RefSeq, a predicted model, not a curated record